Sclerotinia trifoliorum is the source of this 4140-nucleotide messenger RNA. Lineage: Eukaryota; Fungi; Ascomycota; Leotiomycetes; Helotiales; Sclerotiniaceae. The record is from the annotation of a GenBank genome assembly.
CGUAACCUCCGAACCCCAUCAGCAAGCAAUCCCCAAUACCAAUACCAAUACCAAUACCAACUCCAAUUCAAAAUUCAAAUCCACCCUAAUAAAUAAUCUACACUCUUUUCCCCCCUCUACUGUUUUAGCAGAUCCAUUUAUUCACGGUCCUAAUUUCACCCAAUCCAGGUCUAUCGAAGAAAAGAAAAGACUCAGUUGAAGAAUUCGGUCUCUUCAGGCCUUUACGCUCGUUUUAAGCAACAAAACUAGGUUUCUCGAAAAUAAACCUCAAAUCCCCACCUACGCCGCCCGCCUCAAUUUGGCACCGAGACAGGGGAAAUAACAACACUGCUGGGAAAGCAAUAUACAAUUUCACCAUUAGUUUUGGGUUUAGAAGUGACUCGGUAUAUCAAAACGAACCAGGGGUCGGCAGAGUGAGCUGCUUAAUCUCAAACUCCGUUCAAUACUAGACCACCCUUGGCCAAAGAUGGCUCCAACUCCUCCCCGUCUAAGAAUUCUAUCAGGUUUGUCUAAUGCAAAUGUCCUUUAUUUCCUACUCCACUUUUAUAUCGCGCUAGUUGAACGCCCAUCUCCCGUCAAUAUCUUCAUUUUUCUUGCUGUCGUGGUUCAGCGUGUGCGAUUUCGUGCAUUUUCUACAUCGUCGCCGUCAAAAUGGGAGGCAAUGAACUAAUCAGUGUGUGUACAGUCGGUGGGAAUGCUGUUUCGGCUUUCUUGUCCUGGAGGCUUCAAGCCACCAACGCUUGCGAUGUGACUUUGGUGUGGAAAUCUGGGUUUGACGCCGUCUAUCAAUACGGGAUAUCAUUCAAGUAUGCCACCGCAUCAAAUCCAUCCAGAGCAAUCAACUGACCAUUCCCCAGAUCUACUUCUUUUGGCAACGAACGAUUCAAACCACGGCAUGGUAUGCUAUUCAUUACCCACUCCAAAAAAACAAGCGAAUACUGAUUCGUCACAUCUAGUUGUCCGCACUCCCGAAGAAGCCGCCAGUAAUAAAGAUGGUCCUUUCGACUACGUUUUGCUUUGCGUAAAAGCCCUACCAGAUGUAUACGAUCUCGCCGCGGUCAUUGAAUCGGUCGUCACACCACAACAUACAUGCAUAUUAGUCAAUACGACACAUACGCUGGGUGUCGAGGCUCAUCUCGAAGCGAGGUUUCCAAGUAAUGUUGUAUUAUCACUUGUAUCCGGAGCUGAGAUAGUGCAAUUGGGAGCGAGCGAAUUUGAGCAUAAAGGUUCCACCGAGAUAUGGGUUGGACCAGCGACGAAGAACCCUUCGAUGCCUAGCACUAUACAAGGAGAUAUGGCUGAGGCGCUAGCGAUGACUUUGAGUGGUGGACAAGUAGACUGUCAUGUUUCUUCGAACAUAAUGCAACAACAGUAUGAGAGGAUGAUUGGGUAAAUUUUCAUGGAAUUCCUUCCAAGCCGAAUUCCUUGCUAAUAUUGAUUCGUAGACCUAUAGCUUUUCAUCCACUGAGCGUAAUAUUCGAGACGCCAUCCCACGCUGCGUUACUCGAGAAAGUUGGCGUGAGGUCAAUGAUUUCGGAGUUAUUUGACGAAUUGGUCAAUCUUGCCCAAGCACAAGAUUGUUCAUUUCCCCCAAACUUCAAAGAAAAGAUUAUGGAGGAUAUGACAAAAUCUUCCGAGGCUAACAGUAUUAUGUAUCAAGACUAUGCUGCUAAGCGACCCAUGGAGGUUGAGACUUAUCUUGGAUCCCCCAUAAAACUUGCUCAGCUUGUUGGAGUCAAGGUCCCUCGCAUAGAGACUCUCUACCCAAUCCUCCACAAUCUCAACAUUGUCAACCAACAAAGGAAAGAGACCGGCCUCGCCCCCCAGCCUUCUCCUCUAGCUCCACCCAUGAGAAUGUCAUCUGCACCCCCUCCUAGACCUAUGAUGAAUGGAGGUCCACCGGGAAGCGCUGGUAGAGGUAGAGGACGUGCACCAUCUAUGGGCCCUCCACCGGGUAUGCGACGCGGACAAGGUGGACCGCCAAACGGUUUCGGCCGACCUCCAAAUGGAAUUCCCCAAUCGCGAAAUCAGUCGAGGCGAGGUUCUCUAGAAGGUAAUGAUCUCGAAGAGUUUAGUCACUUGGUCUUGUACGAUGAUAUUCCCGAAGGUGGAGAAUCACCUUAUCCUACUGAAGCUGGCGGUGGUGAAAUUGCUCUAAGAGAGCGCGAAUUAAUGCUUAGACAACGGGAACUUGCUCUUCGGGAGCAGGAGAUGCGCAUGCGUCAGGGUGGAGGUGGAGGUGGAGCCCCACCUAGAUCCCGUCGAGGCCCAUCCACACCUUCGGUGCGAAAUGGGGGAUUCGACGACGACGAUGAUGAUGAUUACUACGUUGACCCUGCAGACGCCCCUCCGGUCCCUCUCAUUGAUCCUGACAAUUUUGACAUGAUGAGCGUUACAUCACGACGAAAUCGCGCGAAACCUGGGCCGAGUAAACAACAAAUCCGUGCUAAUCCCGAAUACGAUAAUGUUCCUCCUCCCCGUCGAGGCGGUGGAUUUUUGCGUGGUAACCUUCCUCGAAAUCGUUCCAGCGCGAGAAUAAUAAGCCAAGUGCCUGGCUUACACGACAACAUAAUGGAUGAUCCCUUGAUGGCAUAUUCAUCCGAUCGAUAUGGUACUGUAGAUCGACGAGCAAUGGGCAUGGAUUCCAGAGCAAGUUCUUUGACAGCUGCUCGACUGGACGAGUUACAGUAUGGAUCAUCUGGUCCACCUAUCCAUGGGCAAGGUGGUCCAUAUCCAACGGCAAGGCGAGCAAGUCAAUCACCGGGAAAUCCAUAUAGUCCGCAAGCACAGAGAGCAAAUGGUAGACCUUCGCCGCCGAACGGGCAUAUGGGAGGACCUAUGAAUGGCAGACCAUCACCUCCAGGGGCGAUGAGGCAGCCUGCACCUCGGCACCCACCGGGUCAGGGAAAUAUGGUUGCGCCGCAACAGGUUGAGCAAUAUGCUGGGGUGAGCGCCCUCCAUCCACCAAAAGGCCCUAUGAACGUACGAAGUCUGACCGGAAGUGCUAGCGCUAGCGCAGGUAGUGGUGACAGCGGCGCGAGCGCCAUCCUCGACUCCGAACCAUCUGCAAACAGCAGUCAAAGUAGCCUCGGGCCACGUCCGCCCAUGGAGGUGAGGUAAAUUCAAAGAUACAGCUAAAAUUUGCUCGAUAUUUGUCACUUUCUUCUUUAGAUGAAAGUGACAUGGGCUCAGUUUAUUUGAAUCAGGGACGAAUUCUUCUGAUCGAUGGCCUUUACCUCCUUCAUCUGCAUAUACACCUUAUACCUUUUUUCGAACUUCACUUUAAUGGCUUCGACUACUUUCAGACGUCACAAAAAUCGCAAGCGGCUGCUUUUCGCGGGGGAAAUAAUGAUGAAAUACACAAUUAGAUUUUAGUGAGAUUUGAAUGAGGAAGCAUUGUUGUUUCUACUUUUUCCGGUUGAGGAGGGACGAGUACAUAUGCAUGUGCAUGGCGACACUCAUCGCGCACAAGUUUUUGUUUUUCUUUUCUGGUAAUAUUGCAUUUGGGGUGGCGUCUUGAUGUCUGCAUAUAAUUUCUAUUCUCAAUUUUCCCACAAUUGCAUGGGAUAGCUCAUACGAGUGAGUGACUGAACAGUAUAUUACCUCGUCUGUCCUUCUUGAUAAGUGGAUUUGUUGGUGGGAGCAAUGGAUGGGGAUCUUCUUUAGUAUAUGACAGAUAAAGGUUUUUUUUUCCUUAUUUUACUACUUCACUUACUGGCUGGCUUUGGCGGAGGAAGGGUUGUGUUCGGCAAUGUGUAUCAGUCAAAAUCUAAAAAUGGUGGAAUGGAUGAGGAAGCUGGAAAGGUUCUCAUCCCACGGCAACUGAAGAUGGAGAGGGGAAGUGGAGAUGAUGGUUAUGAGAUAUUUAUUUUGUUGGUUGAUUGCUAGAUGGAUGGGAUGGGUAUAGGAAGGGAUGGGCGGUGUUGUAUAGAUGGAUGGAUGGAUAUGGAGGAUGGCUUAAGGCGAAUUUUCAUAAGGAGAGUUGGAAGAACCGAUGGAAUGCAAGGCUAGCUUUGGGAUGGAACACGUUACUAUCUAGAUAAAUGGGGAUGGAAGGGUGAGGAAAGAUAAGAUGGGAAGUCCGGAAGAGCAGAGCUAGUUAGUAGUCAGUCAAUCAUUUCUGGGAAAUAAAUACGAGAG